GGGAGCUGAUAGAAACUUAUUGGCUACAUGCAGGCGGACCGGGGGACUUGCUGCACGCUUGGCCAUGGCGCUGGAGGCCCGCUGGUGCUAUCGGGGGGACCCCCAGAAGGGGCAGAGCGCACCGCUCGUUCAGUUUACGAAUGGGAAACUUAAGAGUUGUGACGAUAUGAACUUCACCUUGUACAAGAGCCAAGAUACCAGUAAUCCCAGAAAGAAGCACAAAAGGAUUUUGAAUGCAGAGACCGACAGGCUUUCGUAUGUAGGAAAUAAUUUUGGCUCAGGAUCCCUGAAAUGCAACACUCUGUGCCGAUACUUUGUCGGGGUGCUUGACAAGGACUCUGGAGAAAUGGAAGUCUACAAUGCAGAGUUAUUCCACAUGCAGCCAUUGGUUUCAGAUGAUGCAGGAGAUGAAGACCUGUCAGAAUAUUUGAACAAAACCUACAGGGAGAAGGUGGAUCUGUGCAUCGAGGCCUUCGGGACCAGCAAGCAGAGGAGAGCUCUGAGCUCACGGAGGAUGAAUGAGGUCCGGAAGGAGGUGGUGAACCAGGCUGUGACUAAUGCUGCCGAAAACAUUAUCGAGACAAAGGGCAUGGCUGCCAUAGUCAGUGAUGCUACCGAAGAUGACAAAUCGGAAAUCUCCUUGGUCCUUCCUCCGUGCUAUGGAGAUGCCGAAAGGGUGGAAGAUGUCUACAAGUUUGAGGAGCUUCUUUCGCCUGCCGAAUACGAGGCUCUAAAAGGUCCAGCCGCAACUUUUGUGAACAUAACCUCAGAGGAAAUCCUGAAGCUGACCAAAGAGAAGAGCUACUGCUCCUUCGUGUUGGAUGAGCUGAAGUGCCUGCCCGUGGAUGAGAAGAAGCGUGACCACAAGGCCCGGUGCCUCUGGUUUCUUGACAGUCUUGUCAAGCUGAGCUCCCAAAGGGUGGUUAAGAAGAAACAAGCGAUGGGGCCUGACUGCCCACUUGACAUCAGCAACAAACUUGUGAAAAAUUUCACUGCACUCUCCUAUGGCAACGGCAGGAUUCAGAAUGUAGUUUCUGCAUCCAUGAAAGCGAAGAUAAUUGCGUACGUCAUAGCCCUGGCCUUGCAUAUCAACCACUUCCAAACGGACCUGACAGUCUUGCAAAAGGACCUGAAACUGCGGGAGAACAGGAUUCUUGAUAUUGCCAAGGCCAUGAGGCUAAAAAUCUCCAAGAGCAAAAGCCUGUCUGGAUGUGAGGACCACAAACUGGGGACGCUCUGCCUGCCCUUACCUGUCUACAAAAUGCCGGUGGGCCGGAGGAAACGCAAGAUGAAUUAAAUAUCCAUGGAGGCCCCUUGUUCAGAAUUGACGGCCUUCAUUGUAAUGGGCAGGAGAUGAUAGAAGAGCGGGUCGACCUUCCAAUUUUGUUCCUCUACCUCAGAAGCUGUUGGUUUUGUACCUCUGCCACUCACUCUUCACAGAUUACGCAGGCUAUUGCUGACUGUGGGGAAAGGACUGGGUGGACGUUUGCUCUUGUGGAAAGAGCAUACUGUUCAUGGUGCAGAUUAACAGCAGGGAACCUGCAUACACGUUCCUUGUGUUAUUAUGUUUAACUGCUGGUGGGGGCAGCUAGGGAGCUCGUGUAAAUGUUCAUUUUUGUUAUCUGUAAAAUAGAUUUGAAUAAAAAUGAUGUUC
Molecule: messenger RNA, 1654 nt
Organism: Gekko japonicus
Lineage: Eukaryota; Metazoa; Chordata; Lepidosauria; Squamata; Gekkonidae
Gene: POLR1E
Product: polymerase (RNA) I polypeptide E
Exons: 13
Coding region: 65-1297 (410 amino acids)
Biological process (GO): transcription elongation by RNA polymerase I; nucleolar large rRNA transcription by RNA polymerase I; RNA polymerase I preinitiation complex assembly
Cellular component (GO): RNA polymerase I complex
Molecular function (GO): DNA binding
Source: RefSeq, a predicted model, not a curated record